This is a messenger RNA of Spizellomyces punctatus DAOM BR117, 1423 nucleotides long. RefSeq lists its product as uncharacterized. NCBI's taxonomy places the organism in Eukaryota, Fungi, Chytridiomycota, Chytridiomycetes, Spizellomycetales, Spizellomycetaceae. The transcript has a single exon. The coding region runs from base 137 to 1240 and encodes 367 amino acids. The record is from RefSeq and is a predicted model, not a curated record. Gene Ontology annotation, molecular function: protein binding.
CUGGAUGAAGGGCAGGAGGGGUUUCUUUGUCUCGACUUUUUUUUUUAUUUAUUUUUAGAGGAGGUGUUCAUUGCAUUUAAAUAGAUUAGAUAGAGCAUUUCCCCCCUUUCGUCUGUCAUCUUACAAUAGAAACAUUAUGGCAAAAGACCACUUCAUCGCUCCCAUUCACUCUCUCCCCGCAGAGGUCCUUCUUUGCAUCCCUCAAUACCUCGCGACAGCCGAUACUACUCGAUUCCGGACGACGUGCAAAAGCUUGUAUGCCCUUUUCACGGAAUCCGAUAUUGCCCGGUUUCAGGCGGAGAAGUUGGUGCGUGCACCAAGGAGCGAAGAUGAGGCCAUCUUGAAGGAGUGCUUUGGUCCUCCGACCUUUUUUGCAUCACUUGUCAUUCACCUCGACCGUCUCGGUGCCCCUGUUGGCCUAAAACGUGUGCCUCGGGCGAGCGGUGACGGGGAGGCAUGCUGGGGUUGGAGGGCGAUACGGUAUGCAGCUUGUACGGAUAAAGCCGGCAGUGGAUGGAAGAAGGCCAGGCAAGCCGUUCGCAUGCUUUUGGAUGCUGGUGCCUUUGUUGAUUGUCGAGAUUGGUCCCUCGACGACCGUGCGUUUCCUCGUGGGUUUGAAGACUGGGAUGCGGAUUGCUCCUAUUGGAAAGUGUCUGAAAAGACGGCCUUCACGACAUAUUGGGGUGCGACACCGCUCUCAGAAGCGGCUGCGCGAGGUAAUCUCGAAUUGGUCGCUAUCCUGCUCCAAGCUGGCGCAAACCCGAACCUCAAGUACAACCGCAAAAUGGAGCAUAAGAAGAUUGUGACAGCUCAAGAAAAGGCGUUGUAUGGACCGUUGGCAGACAAGAAGAUAUCUACUGCGUUCGAAGAGGCCCUGUGGCGUGGCGACACGGACAUGAUGCUUCUCCUUUUGAGUGGCGGGUUCAGUGUUGAGCAACAUGCCGACAGGAUCCUGACAGAGAUUGCGCGCAAAGACGAUGCGAGCAUACUAGAACAUUUGCUCCAAUUUGGAUUCGCACCUUUUUUCACAAGCGUGUCCGCCAAGCAACUGGGCAUGAACGGCGCAGUCAAAUGCUUUGAACAUCUUAUUGACUCCAAUAUACCAACCAUCGAUAUGCAAUUCCUUCUGACGGCUGCUGCACACGAUGAACAGGGAAAGCUGCCUGAAAUCGAAGCUGGUGCUGAGAUCAGGAUGGGUCAUUGCACGGGGCGACACUCGCCAGAUCCGGUUGGGCGCUAAUAUCCUUUACGACGGUGAUGGACUCCCUCGAAACCAAUGGCUUGGAUGUUUAUUUAUUACAUUUUUGGGAGGGAUAGAAUAUACACUAUAGAUUACCCAUCACAUUAUUGUUUGUCGCUUCGCGAUUGUAGUAUUAUUGGUUGUAUCACAACCCUAAAUAUACCAUAUAGACAAGAAGGCCCG